Messenger RNA from Leguminivora glycinivorella, 543 nucleotides. It is a transcript of the gene Gpa2, whose product is annotated as thyrostimulin alpha-2 subunit. Bases 12 to 359 code for a protein of 115 amino acids. The record is from RefSeq and is a predicted model, not a curated record. NCBI's taxonomy places the organism in Eukaryota, Metazoa, Arthropoda, Insecta, Lepidoptera, Tortricidae. Gene Ontology annotation, biological process: cell surface receptor signaling pathway. The transcript is spliced from 3 exons. Gene Ontology annotation, molecular function: hormone receptor binding.
CCUCAUCCACCAUGCUUCUCAGGAGUAUAAUUCUGUUUAUAACAGUCGCUCAUAUCUUCGCUGGAGAAUCUUGGAGAAAACCUGGCUGUCAUAAAAUGGGCCACACUCGAGAAAUCAACAUACCGGACUGUGUAGGUUUUAAGAUCACGACCAACGCCUGCCGCGGUUACUGCGAGUCUUGGUCACUGCCGAGCAUCAUGCUAGGCUUUAAGAGACACCCGGUCACUUCUCUUGGGCAGUGCUGUAACAUCAUGGAGUCUGAAGACACACAUGUAAAGGUGCAGUGUAUUGACGGCGAGCGGAAUCUAACCUUCAAGUCGGCAGUAUCCUGCGCGUGCUAUCACUGCCAGAAGGAAUAGAACAGGUAUUGCAAUUACAUACCUGAGCAAUUUCCGUUUACUUUGUAAUUUUUUUUUUAUUAUUACAAUCUCCGAUUUUGAUAAAAAUUGGUAAACUGAUAGAGUCCUCGAAGAUCCACUAGGUUCCCCAAAAUGUCCUAGGUUGAUUGUAUAAAACUUUCCUUUUUUGUUACCGAAAAUGUAU